Molecule: messenger RNA, 270 nt
Organism: Suncus etruscus (white-toothed pygmy shrew)
Lineage: Eukaryota; Metazoa; Chordata; Mammalia; Eulipotyphla; Soricidae
Product: dynein light chain 1, cytoplasmic
Exons: 1
Coding region: 1-270 (89 amino acids)
Biological process (GO): microtubule-based process; cilium assembly
Cellular component (GO): cytoplasmic dynein complex
Molecular function (GO): dynein intermediate chain binding; dynein light intermediate chain binding
Source: RefSeq, a predicted model, not a curated record
AUGAGCGACCGAAAGGCCGUGAUCAAAAAUGCAGAUAUGUCAGAGGAGAUGCAGCAGGACUCAGUGGAGUGUGCGACGCAGGCCCUGGAGAAAUACAACAUAGAGAAGGACAUUGCUGCGCACAUUAAGAAGGAGUUCGACAAGAAGUACAACCCCACCUGGCACUGCAUCGUGGGGCGGAACUUCGGCAGCUAUGUGACUCACGAGACCAAGCACUUCAUUUACUUCUACCUGGGCCAGGUGGCCAUUCUGCUCUUCAAGUCGGGCUAG